AUCCGCUCUCCUCCCCCCUCAGCCCCUCUGGAUGGCCACUGGACCAUGGCUUGUUAUACUCUAUAGAAACUCUGAUAGUUCAGUGGUCUGGACAGAUAUGGAACGUGCUGAAGAAAGACUCUGGCAUGGCGCUGCUCCAGGGUGGUCACCCAGGCCCCAACGUGGAGCUCCAGUUCUGGGCUACUCAGCGGGAAAACCUGCUGGGCAUCCAGUCGCAAAUCCAGAGCUCCAAAGUGGAGCAGAUUAUGGAGAUCCUGAGAAAAGUCAAGAGCAGUUACUACUCUGCCUUUAAGGACAUCUGCCUCAAAGUGGAUGAGGCGGUACUGGAAGCAGAGGACAUAGAUUUGUAUCUACGCCCUCUGAGGAGACUGAUCAGCAGUUUAGAAGAGAGGAGUUUUCCACAGGUGGAUACUCUGCUGCCUCCUCUCUUCCACACACUCUGCCUCAUCUGGAGUCAUUCCCAGUACUACUGCACCCCACAGCGCAUGGUGGUCCUCCUGCAGGAGUUCUGCAACUUGAUAAUCGACAAGGCCUUUUCCUACCUCAUCCCUGAAGAACUGUUUAAGAUGGAGCUGGAGGAGGGGAUGGAAAGGGUACAGAUAAGCAUCUCAGUUCUGCGCACCUUGAAGCAGCUGUUUCACACUCACCGCCAGCAGAUCCCUAAUUAUUACAGACACAGCCAGAACGUCAAGCUCUGGGACUUUCCAGCGACGCUCGUGUUUAAGCGCACAGAUUGCAUCAUGGAGAGGCUUCUUAUGAUCGAGGAACUUUUUGCAACCGCUCUGGAUUUCCUGAAGCUGGAGAAGAUCGAAUUAGGUGGUUCCAGAGGGAAAAUCCUAAGCAACAUGGUCUUCAGCAUGAGCGAGGAGUUUCAUGACCACUGGCGGACUCUCCGAGAGAGCAAAUAUGACCCUUUGGACUACACUAAUGAUGAGUUUGUGCGUCACUACAGACGAUUUGUGGAACAGAACAGAGAUUUUGACCAGAGGCUGGGAACUGUCCUCAAUUUGGCUUUUCAGCACUCCAAAAACCUGAAGUCAACCUUUAAGUUACUGAAAAUUUUCGGCACCCUGCUCGAGAGACCCAGAAUCCACCAACUGUUUUCUCCUAAUUACACCGUGUUGUUGUCCAUGUUCAACCAGGAAAUAGACCACUGUCAGUUUCUACUUGAUCACCACAGAAAUGGGCUACAGUCAGGCUCUGCACUCCUGGGAAAAAAUAUGCCAUCUGUGGCUGGUAACCUCAAAUGGUCGCAGGAGCUUCGGAGUCGGAUCCUCACCAACAGGAGCAACCUCUGCCAACUGGCCCACAUGCCUCUGGGUAGUGCUGAGGCAGACGAUGUGCUCCUGAAGUGUGAACGGGUUCUUGGGGUCUUGGACCAGCAGGACGAGGAACUGUUCUCAGAGUGGACCCAGGGGCUGGAGGACACGUGUCAAACGCACCUCAACGAACCGCUGUUGACACUGGACACUGACACAGGCCUGUUCCAGGUCAACUUUAGUCCUGCUCUGACAUCUGUGCUGAGGGAGGUGAAGUAUCUGGGCAUGCUGAAGAACCAAAACAUCCCCAAAGCAGCUCUUCACCUCUAUUCUAAACGAGAGAAGCUGUACAUGUACACACAAACACUGACCUUGGUGACCCAGUGGUACAACCAGCUCCACAGUACCAUCCUGGCCGUAGAGAUGGGUUUGGUGAAAGAUGAGAUGGAUGGGAUGAGACGACAGCUGGAUCCGGCCCUUGGAGAGCUGACCUGGGCUCAGGAUGAGCUGUGGGACUACAUCCAGGGAACACGAGACCUGGUCAAGAGCAUUUCUAGUCGCGUCCAGAAGAGUAAAGCUAACGUUGAGGCCAUCCAGGCUCUUAUGGGCAAAUUCAGCAACCGGGCGUUCAUCACGAGAAAGAGCCGCGACUCUACCCUCCUCGUCUUCUCUGACAUUGAAGACAGCGUCUCCAAACAGCACGUUCUCAUCACCACCACUGGGGAGCAGAUACACAAGCUGCUGCAGGAGAACCAGUCUCUGCUCGGUGUGACUAACCUAGACAGCAGCGAAUGGCAGGCCUACACGGAGUAUGUUGACCGGAUGAUCCUCUCUGGCUUCUCCAGCGCAGUCCGCUGCUCCCUGCAGUACCUGAUGGACAACACAGAUGCAGCCCAGCGCCUCACUCCGCUGUUUGAGGUCCAGCUGGUGCUCAACAGCAAUGAGAUGACCUUUGAGCCUCCGUUGGACUUGAGCCACAGUGGUAACUUCUAUGACAUCGUGGAUAAGAUGGUGGCCAACAUCACUAGGAUGGCAUCGUUCAUUCCCAGAGUGGCCACCCACAAACAGCUGGAUAACUAUCAGUGUGACAUAAAUGAAAUGGAGGAUUUGUCAGAGAUGUGUCAGAUAAUCCGCUCGCGGGCACGUGCAGCUGUCGCCAAGGUCAGGGAAUAUCAGGCAUCGUUUUCCAGCUACCGCUACCUCUGGACUGAUGACAGGUCUGAAUUUAUGAGACAGUUCCUGCUUUAUGGCCAUGUGUUAAGUACAGAGGAGGCUGAGCUCUAUGCCGACUAUGAACUAAAAAAGAACCCUCCCACCCUGGACAACUUUAAAGAACAAAUCAACUUGUUUGAGUCUCUGUAUGUAAGAGUGAGUAAAAUGGAGGACACAAGGGUGUUUUGCGGUUGGCUGCAGCUGGACAUCAGACCCUUCAAGCACACACUGAUGAAUGUCAUCAAGAGGUGGAGCUGGAUGUUCAAAGAGCACCUACUCAACCACGUUAACGAGAGCGUGAGGGAACUAUCCUCCUUUGUCCAGGACACGGCCCGCGGCCUCUCCGCUAAGGUGUCAGAUGGAGACUACACAGGCCUCGUGGACAUCAUGGGACACCUCAUGGCCAUAAGAGAUAGACAGAUCAGCAACGAACAGCACUUCAAACCACUCAAGUCUACUGCGGAGCUCCUCAAGACCUAUGGACAGCAACUUCCAGAGAGCGUCUACACACAGCUGGAAGAGCUGCCUGAAAGGUGGAAAAGCCUCAAAAAAAUCGCCUUCACGGUCAAACAUGAAGUGGCGCCAUUACAGUCAAAUGAAGUCGCAGUUAUACGGAGGAAAUGUGUUCGGUUUGAGGUCAAGCAAUAUGAGUUCAGAGAACAAUUUCGUACUGAAUCAAUCUUUAAGAUCAAUUUGGAGGAGCCGUAUAAAUUAAUGGAUAAGUCUAACAGAGCGGUAGCAGUGAUGGAGACGGAGAUGAAGAAACUGCAGGACACAGCCGAUCUGUUUGAGGUCAGCUUCCCGGAGUACAAGCAGCUGCGCCAGUGCCGCUCCGACAUCAUACUCGUCAAAGCCGUCUGGGACAUGGUCAUCUUUGUGAAGACCAGUAUACUGGACUGGACCAAGACUCCAUGGAAAGAGAUCAACGUUGAGCAGAUGGACAUGGAGCUCCGGCGCUUUGCUAAAGAGAUGAAGAUGCUGGAUAAGGAGGUGCGGGUGUGGGAUGUCUAUAUGGGGCUGGAGUCGACUGUGAAAAACCUGUUGACCUCUCUGAGAGCCAUCAAUGAGCUGCAAAACUCUGCUGUCAGGGAGAGACACUGGCAGCAGCUGAUGAACACCACUGGGGUCAGGUUUGUGAUGGGGGAGGGCACCACCCUGGGGGACCUCUUGGAACUGCAGCUUCAUCGUGUGGAGGAUGAAGUUAAGAACAUAGUGGACAAGGCUGUGAAAGAAAUGGCCAUUGAGAAGGUUUUGGCAGAGAUAACCCAGACAUGGAGUGUUAUGUCUCUGUCAUAUGAGACUCAUACCAGCACAGGGACACCUCUGCUCAAAGCUGAUGAAAAUCUGAUAGAGACACUGGAGGACAACCAGGUGCAGCUGCAGAACAUCCUGAUGAGUAAGUACGUGGAGUAUUUCCAGGCGGAAGUAAGCGGAUGGCAGAGGAAGCUGAUGGUGGCUGACCUGGUCAUCUCCUCUUGGAUGUCCGUCCAGAAGACCUGGGCCCACCUUAACAGUAUCUUUACCAACAGCCAUGACAUCCGCUGCCAGCUGGCCAAUGACGCCGAACGCUUUCAGGGAAUACACACCGACUUCCAGAAUUUGAUGACUGAAGUGGUUCAGAACAGUAAUGUAGUAGAGGUAACCAACCAGACUGGGUUCCUGGAGAACCUGGAAACGUUACAGCAGCGCCUGUCUGUAUGUGAGAAGGCCCUGGCGGAGUACCUCGAGACCAAGAGGCUCACAUUCCCCAGAUUUUAUUUUGUCUCUGCUUCAGAUCUGCUGGAGAUCGUCUCAAAGGGAACACAACCAAAACAGGUGACCAGACACUUACUGAAGCUGUUUGACAACAUAGCAGAUCUUCGCUUCAAGGAAUCAGAUGGAGGCGGAGGAAGGGAGGAGGAUGGGCCGGCAGUUGCUAUAGGGAUGUACAGUCGCGAGGGAGAAUAUGUUUCAUUCUCUGAGCCAUGUGCCUGUGAAGGACAGGCGGAGUGCUGGUUAAGUGCCUUAGAAAGCACCAUGCGCUGCACAGUUCGGAAGGAGAUUCAAGAGGCUGUAGCUGCCUACGAGGACAAACCACGAGACCAGUGGCUCUUUGACUACCCUGCACAGGUUGGGUUGACUGGUAGUCAGGUGUGGUGGGCCACAGACGUGGGCAUCACUUUUGAGAGGGUGGAGGAAGGGUUUGAAACAGCUCUCAAAGACUACAACAGAAAACAGAUCACGCAGCUAAACUCGCUAAUCCACAUGCUUCUGGGAGAUUUAACUCCUGGAGACAGACAGAAAAUCAUGACCGUCUGCACCAUUGACGUCCAUGCUCGAGAUGUCGUCGCCAGUCUCAUCACUCAAAAGGUGACAACAGGGCAAGCAUUUGCCUGGCUGUCCCAGUUACGCCAUCGCUGGGAUGAAGAAACGAGACACUGCUACGUUAACAUCUGUGACGCACAGUUUCAGUUCAGCUAUGAAUACCUGGGGAACACUAACAGACUGGUCAUCACCCCGCUCACCGACCGGUGUUACAUAACCUUGACCCAGUCACUCCACCUGACAAUGAGCGGUGCCCCAUCAGGCCCAGCUGGCACUGGUAAAACUGAGACCACUAAAGACCUUGGGCGAUCCCUGGGCAUCAUGGUGUAUGUGUUCAACUGCUCAGAACAAAUGGAUUACAAGUCUAUAGGUAACAUCUAUAAGGGUCUGGCUCAGACAGGAGUGUGGGGCUGCUUUGAUGAAUUCAACAGGAUCUCAGUGGAUGUUCUGUCUGUGGUAGCCGUGCAAGUCAAGACUAUACAGGACGCUGUACGUAACAAAAAACAGAGGUUUCAUUUCCUGGGAGAGGAGAUUGAGCUGAAGCCAACAGUGGGAAUCUUCAUCACUCUGAACCCCGGUUAUGCUGGCAGGGCUGAGCUCCCAGAGAACCUUAAGGCCCUAUUCAGGCCCUGUGCGAUGGUGAUCCCAGACUUUGAGCUGAUCUGUGAGAUCAUGUUGGUGGCUGAAGGAUUCAUAGAUGCACGUCUGCUGGCGCGCAAAUUCAUCAGCCUCUACACCCUGUGUAAAGAGCUGCUGUCCAAACAAGAUCAUUACGACUGGGGUUUACGAGCUAUCAAAUCUGUCCUGGUUGUGGCUGGAUCUUUGAAGAGAGAGGACCGGAGCAGACCUGAGGAGCAGGUGCUGAUGCGGGCCCUGAGGGACUUCAACCUUCCGAAAAUAGUGACCAGUGAUGUCCCCAUAUUCCUCGGGCUGAUCAGCGACCUGUUUCCACAGCUGGACGUGCCCAGGAAGAGAGAUCCUAAACUAGAAAACGCUGUUCGCCAGUCAGUCAGUGAGCUGCGUCUGCAGCCGGAGGAAAACUUCAUACUUAAGGUGACCCAGCUGGAGGAGCUGCUGGCUGUCAGGCAUUCUGUGUUCAUAGUGGGUGGACCUGGCACAGGAAAAAGCCAGAUACUGAAGACCCUCCACAGGACGUACGCCAACAUGAAGAAGAAGCCAGUGUGGAACGAUAUCAACCCUAAAGCUGUUACCACAGAUGAGCUGUUUGGAUACCUGCACCCUGCAACCAGAGAGUGGAAGGAUGGUCUGUUCUCCUCUACCAUGAGAGAGCUGACCUCAGUGAGCCAUGAUGGACCCAAAUGGAUUGUUCUGGAUGGGGAUAUUGACCCCAUGUGGAUCGAAUCACUCAACACGGUCAUGGAUGACAAUAAGGUUCUGACUCUCGCCAGCAAUGAAAGAAUCAGCUUGUCCUCCUCCAUGCGACUACUGUUUGAAAUUUCUCACCUGAAGGCUGCUACUCCAGCUACAGUGUCCAGGGCAGGAAUACUCUAUGUUAAUCCACAGGACCUUGGCUGGAGCUCUUAUGUAACAAGUUGGAUAGACACCCGACGGGCCCAGUCUGAGCGAGCCAAUCUCACCAUUUUGUUUGACAAGUAUGUUCCCUACUGCCUGGAACAAGUCCGCUGCAACCUGAAAACCAUCACUCCAAUUCCAGAGAACAGCAUGGUGCAGACACUGUGCUGCUUGUUGGACUGCCUCAUGACCGAGGACAACACUCCAGCUGACUCUCCCAGAGAACUUUAUGAAAUCUACUUUGUCUUCGCCUGUGUCUGGGCUUUUGGAGGGGCUCUCUUUCAGGAUCAUCUGAAUGACCACCGGGCCGAAUUCAGCCGCUGGUGGUCUAAAGAGAUGAGAGCCGUGAAGUUUCCCUCGCAGGGCACCGUCUUCGACUAUUUCAUUGACUCUGAGACUAAGAAGUUCACUCACUGGAGUGAGAAGAUGGUGCCAUUUGAGCUGGAGCCCGACGUACCGUUACAGACCGUGCUGGUCCACACCCCAGAAACCAUCUGUCUCACAUACUUCAUGGACCUGCUGCUCCAGAGAGGAAAGCCUAUCAUGUUAGUGGGCAACGCGGGAGUGGGCAAGACCAUCCUGGUGUCUGAUAAAGUCACCAAGCUGAAAGAGAACUUCGUGGUGGCAAAAGUCCCCUUCAACUAUUACACCACAUCAGCCAUGCUGCAGCGUGUCCUGGAGAAACCUCUGGAGAAGAAGGCGGGUCGUAAAUUUGCUCCUCCGACGGCUAAGAGACUCAUCUACUUCAUAGAUGACCUCAACAUGCCUGAGGUGGAUGUUUACGGGACGGUCCAGCCGCAUACGCUCAUCCGCCAGCAUCUCGACUACAACCACUGGUAUGACAGACAACGGUUGGUACUGAAGGAAAUACACAACUGCCAGUAUAUCACCUGCAUGAAUCCUACAGCUGGAAGCUUCUCUAUCAACCCCAGACUACAGAGACACUUCUCUGUGUUUGCGGUGCAUUUCCCCAGCGCCGACGCUUUAGCCACCAUCUUCUCCAGUAUCUUGUCGGCUCACUUCCUUCAGGGGGGUUUCAGCUACGGGGUAUCUCGCUCAGUUGGAACUCUCGUGCAGGCGGCAAUCUGUCUGCAUCAGAAAAUCAGCCAGAACUUCCUCCCCACAGCCAUACGCUUCCACUAUAUCUUCAACCUGCGAGACCUCUCCAACAUAUUCCAGGGCAUCCUGUUCGCCCUGCCAGAAAGUGUUCGUUACCCCAUGGACCUGGUUCACCUGUGGCUCCACGAGAGCUCCAGGGUUUAUUCUGAUAAACUCAUGGAGGAGAAGGAUGUGGAGCUCUUCAAUAAAAUCCUUCUGGACACGGGCAAGAGAUAUUUUGAGGGAAUAGAUGAGUCCAUCUUCAUCCACCAGCCUUUGGCGUACUGUCACUUUGCCCUGGGUAUGGGAGAGGCUCGCUAUCAUCAGGCGUCAGACUGGGAGAAGCUCCAGAAGACACUGGCUGAAGCCCUGGAGCAUUAUAAUGAGCUCCACGCUGUCAUGGACCUGGUGCUGUUUGAAGAAGCUAUCCAGCAUGUAUGUCGCAUCAGUCGCAUCCUGGAGGCCCCCUACGGUAACGCCCUGCUCGUGGGGGUCGGAGGCAGUGGGAAGCAGAGUCUGUGCCGACUGGCUGCCUUCCUCAGCAUGCUGGAGGUUUUCCAGAUCACGCUGCGUAAAGGAUACGGCAUCAAUGACCUCAAGAGUGAUUUGGCAGCGUUGUACAUAAAGGUGGGAGUGAAGAACAUCGGGACGGUGUUCCUUCACACAGACGCCCAGAUUCCAGAUGAACGCUUCCUGGUGCUCAUCAAUGAUAUGCUGGCCUCAGGGGAUAUUCCGGACCUGUUUAGUGAUGAAGAAGUGGAUAUGAUUGUUACAUCCAUCCGUAUGGAGCUGAGGGGACUGGGACUCAUGGAUAGCAGAGACAACUGCUGGAGCUUUUUCAUCGAGCGAAUACGAAGACAGCUCAAGGUCGUCUUGUGUUUCUCUCCAGUCGGAUUCACGUUGCGCACACGUGCUCGGAAGUUUCCAGCUCUGGUAAAUUGUACUGCCAUCGACUGGUUCCACCCUUGGCCUCAACUCGCUCUGCAGUCCGUCAGCACGACCUUCAUAGACAAGAUACCUGGACUGGAGCCAAAUGUGAGGGCAUCUAUCAGUGAGUUCAUCUCCUACGCUCACACAAGUGUCAACGAGGUGAGUGUCAAGUACCAGCAGAAUGAGAAGCACUUCAACUACACCACUCCGAAGAGUUUCCUCGAGUUUAUGAAGCUGUACGACAACCUGCUGAGGAAGAAACGCACAGAGCUCACGCAGAAGAUGGAAAGGCUAGAGAACGGACUGCAGAAGCUGCAGACUACUGCCUCACAGGUGGAGGAUCUUAAAGCCAAGCUAGCGGUGCAGGAGGUGGAGCUGUGGCAGAGGAACACAGACAUCGAAGCUCUCAUUGCUCAGAUAGGACAGCAAACGGACAAGCUCAACCUAGAGAGAGCUGUAGCUGAUGCUGAGGAGCAACGGGUGGCGGCAAUUCAGUCCAAAGUUAGCAAACAGCAGCAGGAGACGGAGGAAGACUUGGCCAAGGCUGAACCCGCCCUGCAGGCAGCCAACACAGCCCUCAACACACUAAACAGGUUGAACCUGACAGAGCUGAGGACGUUUCCCAACCCUCCAGCUAUUGUCACCAACGUCUCAGCAGCUGUUCUGGUGCUGCUGUCUCCCCAAGGACGAAUCCCUAAAGAUCGUAGCUGGAAGGCUUCCAAGGUGGUCAUGAGCAAGGUGGAUGACUUCCUGCAGGCUCUGGUGAAUUUUGACAAAGAGCACAUCCCCGAGGCCACGGUGAGGUGUGUGAGAGACGAGUACCUCAGUGACCCAGAGUUCAACCCCGACUUUGUGCGACAGAAAUCCUCCGCUGCUGCAGGGCUCUGUGCCUGGGUGAUCAACAUCGUACGCUUCCACGAGAUAUUUGUGUUCUGCGAGGUGGAGAUGAAGAGGUUAUGUCUGUCCCAGGCCAAUGCUGAUUUGGCUGAGGCUGCUGAGAAGCUGGAGGCUAUCAGGAAAAAACUUGCUGAGCUGGAUAGUAGUCUGGAAACUCUGACUACAGCAUUUGAGACAGCUACAUCAGAAAAACUUCGCUUUCAGGAGGAGGUCAACCACACCAACAAGACCAUAGAACUAGCUAAUCGGCUGGUGAAAGGGCUUGAGAGUGAGAACGUGCGCUGGGCUCACUCAGUGGCUCAGUACCACGAACAAGAGGAAACCCUCUGUGGGGAUGUCCUCCUAACAGUGGCCUUCAUCUCUUACGCUGGUUCCUUCUCUAAGAAGUAUAGGAGAGAGCUAGUGGACAACCUCUGGAUGCCGUUCCUGUGCAGCCAGAAGAUGCCCAUCCCUAUGACAGGAGGCUUAGACCCAGUGUCGAUGUUGACUGAUGACGCAAUGGUGGCCCAGUGGAAUAACGAAGGCUUGCCAGGAGACAAAAUGUCCACUCAGAAUGCCACCAUCCUCACUAACUGUGAGCGCUGGCCUCUCCUCAUUGACCCUCAGCUGCAGGGCAUCAAGUGGAUCAAGAGUCGCCAUGGUAACAGCCUCAAGGUUGUCAGUCUAGGGCAGAGAGGAUAUGUAGACGUUAUUGAACAGGCUGUAGUUGCAGGGGACACUGUCCUCAUUGAAAACCUUGAGGAGACCAUUGACCCUGUCAUUGACCCUCUGCUCGGGCGACACACAAUCAAGAAGGGCAGUUGUAUAAAGGUUGGGGACAAAGAGUGUUUCUUCCACCCAACCUUCAGGCUGAUUCUCCACACUAAGUUGGCCAAUCCUCACUACAAGCCAGAGAUUCAAGCCCAGACCACGCUCAUCAAUUUUACAGUGACCAGGGACGGGUUGGAAGACCAGCUCCUGGCACAGGUGGUAAAUCAGGAGAGACCGGACCUUGAGCACCUAAAGAGUGAACUGACUUUACAGCAGAACAUGUUUAAGAUUGAGCUGAAGCUUCUGGAGGACGAGCUGCUAACCAGGCUGUCGGCCGCGGAGAGUAACUUCCUUGGUGACAAUGUGCUGGUGGAGAAACUGGAGACCACGAAGCACACUGCUGCUGAGAUUGAGAUGAAGGUUCUGGAAGCUAAAGUUAAUGAAGUGAAGAUAAAUGAAGCUAGAGAACACUAUCGGCCGGUUGCCGUCAGAGCUUCUCUGCUCUACUUCAUCAUGAAUGACCUCAACAAGAUCAACCCCAUGUACCAGUUCAGCCUCAAGGCGUUUAAUGUUGUUUUCCACAAGGCGGUGGAGAUGGCAGAGGCAAGUGAGGAUGUAAAGAGCAGAGUCAACACACUCAUAGACUGUGUUACAUACUCCACCUUCAACUACAUCAGCAGGGGACUGUUUGAGAGAGACAAGCUCACCUUUACUGCACAGCUAGCCUUCCAGUUGCUCCUGAUGAGUAAGGAGAUAGACGUGCGGGAGCUGGACUUCCUGCUUCGCUUUAACAUUGACCACAACUACGUCUGCCCCCUUGACUUUCUUUCCAACUCAGCAUGGAGCGCCAUCAAGGUGAUGAGUUUUACUGAUGAGUUCCGAGGUCUAGACCGGGACAUCGAGGGCUCCCCCAAGCGCUGGAAGAAGCUGGUGGAGUCUGAGUGUCCGGAGAAGGAGAAGUUCCCUCAGGAGUGGAAGGGGAAAAGUUCUCUGCAGAAGCUGAUCAUGAUGAGAGCUCUGAGACCGGACCGCAUGACCUACGCUCUUAGGAACUUUGUGGAAGAGAAGCUUGGAGUGAAGUACACAGAGGGCCGCAAGACUGAUUUUGCAAAGUCCUUCAGGGAAAGUGGUCCAGCCUCUCCCGUGUUUUUCAUCCUCUCCCCUGGAGUGGACCCGCUCAAAGAUGUGGAAUCACUGGGAAGAAAACUGGGUUUCACUAUUGAUCUUGGGAAGCUUCACAAUGUCUCCCUGGGUCAAGGACAGGAGACCGUGGCAGAGGUUGCCAUGGAGAAGGCCUCCAAGGAGGGUCACUGGGUUAUAUUGCAGAACAUCCACCUGGUUGCCCGCUGGCUGGGGGCACUUGAGAAGCUCUUGGAGCGCUGCUGUGAAGACAGUCAUCCAGACUACAGAGUGUUUAUGAGCGCCGAGCCAACAUCUACGCCCCAGGAACAUAUUAUCCCACAGGGUAUUCUGGAAAACGCUAUUAAGAUCACCAAUGAGCCUCCUACUGGGAUGCAUGCCAAUCUGCAUGCUGCUCUGGAUAACUUUGACCAGGACAUCCUGGACCAGUGCAGCCGCGAACAGGAGUUUAAGACCAUCCUCUUCUCACUGUGCUACUUCCAUGCCUGUGUAGCAGAGAGGAGGAAGUUUGGACCUCAGGGUUGGAACCGAAAGUAUCCGUUCAACACGGGAGACCUGACGAUAUCCGUUAAUGUCCUCUACAACUACCUGGAGGCUAACGCACAGGUGCCAUGGGAGGACCUGAGGUAUCUGUUCGGGGAGAUCAUGUAUGGAGGACACAUCACUGAUGACUGGGACAGACGGCUCUGCAGAACGUACCUGGAGGAGUACAUGCAGCCCAACCAGUUUGACCGGAAGCUUUCUUUAGCGCCUGGGUUUGUCGUCCCCUCCAACCUGGACUACCAGGGCUACCAUGAUUUCAUAGACGAGAUGCUGCCCCACGAGAGCCCGGUGCAUUAUGGGUUGCAUCCCAACGCAGAGAUUGAGUUCCUGACAGUGACGUCAGAUAACCUUUUUCACACUCUGCUGGAGCUGCAGUCUCCUGAUGCUGUGAUGGGGGAGGGAGUUUCCCAGACGCUGGAGGAGAAGGUGAAAACUAUUUUAGAUGAAGUGCUGGAAAAGCUGCCUGAGGAGUACAACAUGUCAGACAUCACCUCCAAGACGGCUGAGCGGUCGCCGUACAUCCUGGUCUGCUUCCAGGAAUGUGAGCGCAUGAACACACUCACCAGUGAGAUACGCCGCUCCCUGAAGGAGCUCGACCUUGGACUCAAGGGUGAACUGGCCAUGUCCUCUGAGAUGGAGAAGCUGCAGACGGCUUUGUUCUUCGACAACGUCCCUGAUACUUGGACCAAGCUGGCCUACCCCUCUAUCUACAGCCUGGCUAUAUGGUAUAAUGAUGUGAUGCAGCGUUGUAAAGAGCUGGACAGUUGGACCCAGGAUCUGUCUCUGCCCAGUGUCGUCUGGCUGUCUGGACUUUUCAACCCCCAGUCCUUCCUCACUGCCGUGAUGCAGUCUCUGGCUCGAAAGAACGAGUGGCCUCUGGACAAAGUGAAUCUCACGGUGGACGUGACCAAGAAGUUUAAGGAAGAGUUCAACCAGCCAGCCAGGGAGGGCGCAUAUGUGUAUGGACUUUACAUGGAAGGUGCGAGGUGGGACAUCCAGACUGGGGUGAUCACCGAGGCCCGCCUGAAAGACCUGACCCCAGCCAUGCCCGUCAUCUCGGUUCGAGCUGUGCCCAACGACCGCCAAGAGACCAGAAAUAUCUACGAGUGUCCGCUCUACAAGACCAAGAUCAGAGGACCCACAUAUGUGUGGACUUUAAGCCUCAAAACGAGGGAACGGCCUGCUAAAUGGGUCCUGGCUGGAGUGGCUCUGCUGCUCAGUGUCUGAGAGAGAGUUUAGUCUCAGGUGAAGAUUCAUACGUUUGGCGUUUUAAAAGAGCUUUCUUUACUUCCAUCCUGUACUUAACUCAACACUUAACUCUGCAAAUACCGGAUGCUCUAGUAGAUCAAAAUCACUGUAACCAAGCGGAUGUCUUUCCUUUUUAUUGAAAAAAGAUAAAAUAUACAGAAAGAAAUGCCAAAAAUUCACACACUAGAUCACAGUUAGAACUGAUAAAGUCAAAGCAGGUUUUGAACAAAUCAAAUCUACAAACUACAAGAUAAGCAGGAGAAAAAACAAAGGACAACGCUGCCUCAUUAGAGCGACAUUCAAGUGUGUUAUUCUCUUACAGUAUGUUACGCAGCGGUUUUAAUAGCGCGUUAAGUUACACAGGUGAAGUCAUUCUGACGACAUGACGAGACGACCACUUAUUGUCUCUUUGCUCCUUCCUACUUCACAGUACACAUGGGUGUAGUAUUCAUCCAUUUAAUAAAAAAAAAAAUAAUAACAAAAAGAAAUGUGUG
Molecule: messenger RNA, 13408 nt
Organism: Mugil cephalus (flathead mullet)
Lineage: Eukaryota; Metazoa; Chordata; Actinopteri; Mugiliformes; Mugilidae
Gene: dnah9l
Product: dynein, axonemal, heavy polypeptide 9 like
Exons: 89
Coding region: 126-12893 (4255 amino acids)
Biological process (GO): microtubule-based movement
Cellular component (GO): dynein complex
Molecular function (GO): dynein light intermediate chain binding; dynein intermediate chain binding; ATP hydrolysis activity
Source: RefSeq, a predicted model, not a curated record